Zeugodacus cucurbitae (melon fly) is the source of this 1386-nucleotide messenger RNA. RefSeq names its product Imidazolonepropionase. The record is from RefSeq and is a predicted model, not a curated record. The transcript is spliced from 5 exons. Gene Ontology annotation, molecular function: odorant binding. Lineage: Eukaryota; Metazoa; Arthropoda; Insecta; Diptera; Tephritidae. The coding region runs from base 264 to 1205 and encodes 313 amino acids.
UCUUCGAAAGCGGGUGUUCCAUAACACACAAAAUCAUUUAAUUUUUUCCCAAAAUAUCGAAAUCUAUCUUACGAACCAAUUUUUGUGCAUAAGUUAUAAAAUUUCCAGAUCUUUGGUAGGUUAAAUCUGACUGAAAACCUUAACGUAAAAUUUUUUCAAACGUCAUACGUCAAUUCGAAGUACAAUAAAAAAAAAUAAUAAUCGGAUGCCUUGAAUAUUUAAUAGACACAAACGGGAAACGAAGAGGCAAUACAGUCUCUCAAAUGAACGCGUUAAUUUUCAUUUUCAUUUCGUACAUUUUUUUAAACCUAAACAACAUCGCUUUGGCAUUAUACAUAAUCAAUAAGGACCUCAAGGAUGACACAGCUUUGGGAGAGGAAAGAGAAUACAAGACCACAAGCCCUUUCGAUGGCGCUGAGGUGCUGCAGUUAUUUCCCGGCUUGAUGCCAGAGGAAGUACGUUAUGCAAAGCAUCGUUGCAGUCACGAGCUACCGAAGGCGAAUGUCAAUUGGGGCGCGCAAAUUUUCAGUAACGAAGCGGAGGUACGCGACACGCAGUGCUAUGUGAAAUGUUUUCUGCGUCGUGUGGGGCUCAUACGGCUGGAUACGUUGGGUUGGGAUUUUUAUCGUGUGGGCGCGAUGUUUUAUAAUAUAGUACAGCGGAAUCAAAGUUUUCCCGAAAAUUGCUUAGCAGCGUUGGUUAUGGCAGAUGAUGAAAUGAAUGGCGAAUGUGAGCCUUAUUAUAACACAUGGAUUAAGUUAUUUCAGAAUUGUCGUCUAGCUUUCAAUUACUUUUUUUACUACGACGUGGAGCUUGAGGAAUUGGCGUUUGAAAAACCCUUGCCUCUAUAUCGGGAACCUGGUAUUGAGCCAUUUCAAUUUUGCUCCGCUGUGCUACGGGCAGAAACCAUCGAUAUGGAAUCCCCCGAUUUCGCGUUUUGUAUUUAUCUGCAAUUACACUACUUCGAUAGUUAUGGACGAAUCGAUACAUCGGAAAUUAUACACAGCUUUGCAGGAUCGGAUCGUUUAACGGCAUUCAACGAGAAUGUUAUAAAAUCCUGCGCACAUCUUUCUAAUGCCCAUUACAUAAACGGUCAAAAUACUAAAGAAAUGGCUCAACAGAUGACGACUUGUCUAACGGAAAAUGCAUCAGAAGAUUACUCAUUCGUACUGCAAUAUUGGAAUCAAGUAAUGCGCGAUUAUUGAAUAUAAUCUUUAAAAAAUAACGCUCAAAAUGGUUUGUGCAUGGUUUAUCAGGUUUAUCAGCGAUAUUUAUGAGCAAACAACAAUUAAUUUAACACUGAAAGUUUUGGUUUUUGCUUAGAAGGUGCGCUAUUAUGUCGCCAACUUUGCGUUUGUUUGUUAUGGGAUAUAAUUUCGUAUAUAA